This is a messenger RNA of Polyodon spathula (Mississippi paddlefish), 5714 nucleotides long. RefSeq names its product liprin-alpha-2. Gene Ontology annotation, biological process: synapse organization. The coding region runs from base 258 to 4115 and encodes 1285 amino acids. Gene Ontology annotation, cellular component: presynaptic active zone. The record is from RefSeq and is a predicted model, not a curated record. Gene Ontology annotation, molecular function: protein binding. The transcript has 33 exons. Lineage: Eukaryota; Metazoa; Chordata; Actinopteri; Acipenseriformes; Polyodontidae.
GUCAAUUUUUGAGAAAUAAUGUACAGAUAAGCUAGCCAAUUAUUAUUUUUUUCAAAUGACAGCCGUGAGCUUGGCAGUGGUGUUUAUCUCUGAAUUAGAAGCUGUUACACCGUUUCAUUUUUACAGUGAGGCUAUGUUGCAGGAUUGGAUACAAUUGGUCCCGAAGUGGGCAGCUGUGUGAUUCCUCAUUAGCUCGCGGAGACUGCGGUUGUCAUUGAUCAAUUGAGGGAGCGGACGCCGAAGAGUAGACUUGAGAAAUGAUGUGUGAAGUGAUGCCGACUAUUAACGAAGACACCCCCAUGAGUCAGAGGGGCUCUCAGAGCAGCGGCUCGGAGUCGGACACCCACUUUGAGCAGCUGAUGGUGAACAUGCUGGAUGAGCGUGACCGGCUGCUGGACACCCUGCGAGAGACACAGGAGAGCCUGGGCCUGUCUCAGCAGAACCUUGAGGACGUGCUGUACGACCGGGACUCCCUGCAGCGCCAGCUCAACUCCGCCCUGCCACAGGAGUUUGCUGCGUUGACAAAGGAGUUAAAUGCAUGCAGGGAACAGUUGCUGGAAAAAGAAGAGGAGAUUUCAGAAUUGAAAGCUGAGAGGAACAACACCAGACUGCUGCUGGAGCAUUUGGAGUGCCUGGUUUCCAGACACGAGCGUUCGCUGCGGAUGACAGUCGUGAAGCGUCAAGCCCAGUCACCUUCUGGGGUUUCCAGUGAAGUCGAGGUCCUCAAAGCUCUCAAGUCUCUGUUUGAACAUCACAAGGCUCUGGAUGAGAAGGUGAGGGAACGAUUGAGAGUCUCGUUGGAGAGAGUCUCUGCUUUGGAAGAAGAAUUGACUGUAGCUAACCAAGAGAUUGUAGCUUUACGGGAGCAGAAUGCACACAUUCAGAGGAAAGUUGCUUCAGGGGAUGGGAAUGAAACUGAGCUUCUUGAAGGAACUGAAGCCAGUCAGAAGGUCCAUGGAAAGCGCCUGUCGAACGGCUCCAUCGACUCCAUUGACGAGGCCAGCCAGGUGGUAGAGCUGCAGGAGCUCCUGGAGAAGCAGAACUAUGAGCUGGUGCAGAUGAAGGAGCGCAUGUCCUCCCUGUCUUCACGAGUCUCAGAAGUGGAGCUGGAGCUGGAGACCGCCAGGAAGGACCUGCUGAAGUCCGAGGAGAUGAACAACAAAUACCAGAGGGACAACAGAGAGGCGCUGUGCCAGAAGGAGGACAUGGAGGAGAGGAUUACCACGCUGGAGAGGCGGUACCUCAGUGCCCAGAGAGAGUCCACCUCAGUGCACGACAUGAAUGACAAGUUAGAGAAUGAGCUGGCAAACAAGGAGGCCUUCCUGCGCCAGAUGGAGGAAAAGAACCGGCAGUUGCAGGAGCGCCUGGAGCUGGCUGAGCAGAAGCUGCAGCAGACCAUGAGGAAGGCAGAGACACUGCCUGAGGUGGAGGCUGAACUGGCGCAGAGGAUAGCUGCUCUCACAAAGUAUGGUCCAAGCUCUUCUACCUCAGCUGAUGAGUAUCAGUAUGUUAUGGAAGCUAGACUCCAAGAAAUGAACUCCAUACUUAGGAAGGCUGAGGAGAGGCACGGCAGCAUUGAGGAGCGGAUGAGGCAUUUGGAAGGGCAGCUUGAGGAGAAGAACCAGGAGCUUCAAAGAGCACGGCAAAGAGAGAAAAUGAAUGAGGAGCACAAUAAGAGGCUGUCAGACACUGUGGACCGGCUCCUGACAGAGUCAAACGAGCGCCUUCAGCUCCACCUCAAAGAAAGAAUGGCUGCACUAGAAGACAAGAAUGUAUUAAUACAGGACUCUGAAAACUUCAGGAAACAGCUUGAGGAUUCACUCCAUGAUAAGGACCAACUUGCAGGGGAAAUAGAAAAGCUGAGAUCUGAACUUGAGCAGUUUAAGAUGAGAACAGGAUCCUUAAGUGAGCCAACAUUUUCCAGGACUCAUCUGGACACGUCAGGGGAGCUGAGAUACUCAAUGGGUUCCCUUGCUGACAGCCAGUCCGAUCACUACAGGUCUGCCAAAGUAAUAAGGAGGCCUAGGAGGGGCCGUAUGGGUGUGCGGAUAGAUGACCAGAAGGCCAAGUCACUUGGGGACCAUGAGUGGGGUCAGCCUCAGCAGAUCAGUGUCCUUGGGAACCACCCCUAUGAAAGUGACACUGAAAUGUCCGACAUCGACGACGAUGACAGAGAAACCAUCUUUAGCUCCAUGGACCUCCUCUCUCCUGGUGGACACUCUGAUGCCCAGACGCUUGCCAUGAUGCUUCAAGAACAGCUUGAUGCAAUCAACAGAGAGAUCCGUUUGAUCCAGGAAGAGAAGGAGUCGACAGAGCUGCGGGCGGAGGAGAUUGAGAGCCGUGUAGCCAGCGUCAGUUUGGAAGGCUUGAACUUGGCUCGAGUUCACGCAGAGACCUCAAUCACUGGCUCAGUCACUGCCUCCUCCCUGGCCAGCUCUUCACCGCCCAGCGGCCACUCCACACCCAAACUGACCCCCCGUAGCCCAGCCCGAGAAAUGGACCGCAUGGGGGUCAUGACCCUGCCCAGUGAUUUAAGGAAACACAGGAGAAAGAUUGCAGCAGUUGAUGAGGAUGGUCGAGAAGACAAGGCCACUAUAAAGUGUGAGACGUCUCCUCCUGCCACCCCUCGACAAGUCCGAAUGACGCACACACUGCCAUCGUCCCACCACAACGAUGCCAAGGGUGUGUCUGCUACACUGGAAGCUGAAGCCACUGCACUCAGCAGUGUCACCAGCAGCCAAGACUCUCUUCACAAAGCUCCAAAGAAAAAAGGAAUCAAAUCAUCAAUAGGCCGCUUGUUUGGCAAAAAGGAGAAGGGAAGACUUGCACAACUCCACAAAGAUUAUGGUGGACCAGGACAGGACUCGGAGCUUGGUGGACAGGAUGCCGUGGGAUUAGGAAAACUUGGGACCCAAGCAGAAAAAGACAGGAGGCUAAAGAAGAAGCACGAACUCCUAGAGGAAGCUCGCAGAAAGGGGUUACCUUUCGCACAGUGGGAUGGGCCCACUGUAGUGGCAUGGCUGGAGCUGUGGCUCGGGAUGCCAGCUUGGUACGUGGCAGCCUGCCGUGCCAAUGUGAAGAGUGGGGCCAUCAUGUCUGCUCUGUCUGACACGGAAAUCCAGAGGGAGAUCGGGAUCAGCAACCCCCUGCACCGACUCAAGCUCCGCCUGGCUAUCCAGGAAAUGGUCUCGCUCACCAGCCCCUCGGCCCCUCCCACAUCGAGAACACCCUCAGGCAAUGUAUGGGUGACCCACGAGGAAAUGGAAAAUCUAACGGCUCCAACCAAAACGAAGGAGUCAGAGGAAGGCAGCUGGGCACAGACACUGGCCUAUGGUGAUAUGAAUCAUGAAUGGAUUGGAAAUGAGUGGCUCCCAAGCCUGGGAUUACCUCAGUACCGCAGUUACUUCAUGGAGUGCCUCGUGGACGCCAGAAUGCUGGACCACCUGACCAAGAAGGACCUCAGAGUCCAUCUUAAAAUGGUGGACAGCUUCCACAGGACAAGUCUGCAGUACGGGAUCAUGUGCCUAAAGAAACUCAAUUAUGACAGGAAAGAACUGGAAAGGAGGAGAGAAUGCAGUCAACAUGAACUGAAAGAUGUGUUAGUGUGGAGCAAUGACCGUGUGCUUCGCUGGGUACAGAGUAUUGGACUACGGGAUUAUGCAAACAUCUUGUUAGAAAGUGGAGUCCAUGGGUCUCUGGUUGCCUUGGAUGACAAUUUUGACUACAGUAGUCUAGCGCUGUUACUACAGAUCCCAAACCAGAACACUCAGGCACGACAACUUCUGGAGAGAGAGUACAACAAUCUUCUGGCGCUCGGAACAGAGAGAAGACUUGAUGAAAAUGAUGACAAAAACUUCAGAGGAGGACCUUCCUGGAGAAGACAGUUCCAUCCACGGGACAUCCAUGGAAUCAGCAUGAUGCCAGGCUCCUCCGAAACUCUGCCAGCAGGGUUCAGACUGACCACCACAUCGGGGCAGUCACGCAACAUGUCAUCUGAAGUUCUCUUUGAGAUGUUGGACGACAGUCCGGAAGACUUGAUAAUGGACUGGUCUCAAGUUGCCUCAUCAGCACUGCAGAGGUUGGACAGUUCAACAGUGAGGACGUAUUCAUGCUGAUUUGUUAAUGGAAGGAAAAUGGCUGAAUGAUUGUUUCAGUAUAUCAGUGCUUCUGGUACCCAUGUACCUUCUGUGAUGAGGAUCCCUGAUGAGCUCCCUUUACCUGACCAACAUCAGCGAGAGUAAACCUGCAGGUCUCACAUGGUGCCCUGCUGAGCAGCGCUCCAAGAUAGAACACCACGCUGUUUAUUACAGCCAAGUCUGUGCAACUGAGCACCAAGUAGAGGUGCUAAAAAUAAUAUCUACAGAGCUGUCAAAUAUGUUGCAGUUUGUACUGUUUUCUUGUAACAUACUAGUUGAGCGUAUGUACUGUGUAUGUAUUUCUUUUACAAAAACCUGUGUAGGUCCUCUGUAAAUUAAUAUAAAUAUGGCAGUUUUUAUAUUAAAAAAACAAACACACAUUGGGUUUGUGUGAAUAUCCAGACAUCAUUUUCAUGUUCAAAGAUGCUGCUGUUUGUACCUUUUUCCAUGACCCCCCCCCCCAUUGUGACCAGGUUUACAUGUUUAGCAGUGUUAGGACCUUUGAGACAGACUGUUUAGGUUUAUAUUGGGCUUCUAAUCACAACGUGCCAUUUCAUUUUCGCAAGCUGCAAAUCCUGCCAUGUGGUGUACAGUGCUGUGAUUCGUGUCCCAUCUCUGUUGGACAACCAGACACUCGAGGGGAAACUUAACGCACAGCAAACCACUGAAGGCUACUGAUACUACAAGCAGUUUUCAAUGGGGUUCCCCCUCAUUGGACUAUGCCAUGGAGUCAGGUGACUCAGGACCAGUGUCACUGGAGUUCCAGAACCUUCAGUCAGAAUGAGUGAUUCAAGAGUAUAAUGGGCUGGAUCAGAGAUUCAUCCUGCUUUCAGCUGAGCUGGCCUUUGUAUAGACUUCAACCUACUGAAGUCACUUUAUCAGAUGAAAUAACUGAAAGACAGAACUAGCAGUGUGUAAAGAGAGUGUAUAAAAUAUAGUAGUUGAGACAUUUUAAAGAAAAAAUCUAUUGCUUACUAUGACUUUUUUUGGUGUUGCAAUAAUAAUUGUUUAGUCUUUAAUUGCUUCUAUAGGAGAUUCUUAGAGUAAGACCUCUUGCAUAACCUCCCUUGGAUAGUUGCUGAUUUAUUGCUGCCUGAUCUUAGUGCAAGACCUGUCUUUUAGUUAUUUCUAUAAGCAGUUUGAUCUGAUGGAGUUUUGUAAUUUUUUAUUUAUUUUUUUGGUUUAUUUGUUUGCAUGUACAGAUAAUCUUUUUGUUUUAUUUUGUGUCCAUUUUAAAUUGUUGACUUUUUUCUUUGGUAAAAAAAAUAAAUAAAUAAUGAUGAUCAAACAGUUUUUCAUUGUCAAUAAUAAAAUUAAAAUAAUUGCAUGAAAUGCAUUCCUCACACAGCUUGCUGUUUAAAAAGUUGCAGUGACAAUAUUUACCAUAGGGAGGCGCACUUAACCCACAAUGUCAAAACCAUCUUGUGUUCAAUCUAGGAUUUAAAAAUGUGAGGCAAAUAAGCAAAAAUGUAGUGCUGUACAGUAUUGUCACGUGAAAAACAACACCUCCCCCACCUUGGAGGUAACACUACAAGACACUGAAAAGUGGAUCUCAGACCAGUACAGUGGUUACAUUAA